GUGGAAUUAGCCAAUUCAACUCUCGGGAGGGAUGCGUCGGUGCAUGGCGACCCUCGCGCGGCCGAUGCGGUACCAUCUGACCGGCAUGGGCGCCAACGUCCAGUGCAGCAUGGCCCGCGACGCGUCGAUCACGAUGGCGACCGACGUGCCACGGCGCAUGGGCGGCUCGGACGCGGCGCCGCAGCCCAUCGAGCUCUUCCUCACGUCGCUCUGCGGCUGCGAGCUCGCGACAGCCACGUUUGUCGCUCGCCACAUGACUCCGCGCGUGCACGUCGAGAAGAUUGAGUUUGACGUGUACGCCGAGCGCGACAGCCUCGGCGCGCUGCAGCUACCAUUGACGACCGACCCAGCGACCAUGCCUGUCGCCCGCCUCGCGCGCGUCUGGGGCACAGCGACCGUGUACACGACCGCGUCGCAGGCGCAAGUGACCGAGCUCUGCGACCACGUCAAGCGCCGCUGCCCCGUGGCCAACAUGGCCGUGCUCUCCGGUUGCGCACUCGAGAUUGACUGGGGGCAGAAGACGCCCUCGAGUGGGUCCAGUGCUCAUUAAAUCAACUAGUGUCCUGCGCUUUAUUCGCCCAGUACGUUUGCAGUACAUCGGGAUGGCCUCGGAAGCGAC
This is a messenger RNA of Saprolegnia diclina VS20, 619 nucleotides long. RefSeq lists its product as hypothetical. NCBI's taxonomy places the organism in Eukaryota, Oomycota, Saprolegniomycetes, Saprolegniales, Saprolegniaceae. The record is from RefSeq and is a predicted model, not a curated record. Bases 32 to 550 code for a protein of 172 amino acids. The transcript has a single exon.